AUGUUCAAGAGGAUAUGGCUAAUUUGGUCGACAAUUGCAGAGGCGUCCAGAAUUCAGGCAAACUGGUUCUACCUCAGCACCACUGUGAUCCCAACUGACCUGCCAUACACAGAUGUGACACUUUCGGCGACUUAUAAUAUCAUCAAUUGGGACAGCUCGACCUUCUCUUGGGUUUGGAGCACGGGCGCUGCAAUUCAGUUCGCCACCACCUUGACCAUCAGCCAGUCCGGGUUUUACGCUUUCCAGUUGGACUUCAGAGAUGGUGCGCGGCUGAAGUUCGGUGACAUCAAUGUUCAAGAUACUCCAAUUCUUGAAUUGGAUGGGAUCAUCGAUGGCACGGGGGAGAACAUCCGCACCUCCACGCCUCAGUAUGUGGAGGCCGGGAGCUACCCGGUCUACCUCGAGUACUUUACCGUGAAGAGUGGAUAUUCACGGUUGAAGUUCUACUACCGAGGACCCGAUACUGGAGAUGAAUGGGCAUUGGUAUGUUCUGGAGGCGCCAGCACUUGCUCCCCGCUGGACCCCCCCCACAAGCCAGAGAUUACAGUCUUUGGUGACAAUCCCAGCUAUUUCUUGAAAAAUGCCUCGGCGGACUAUGAAGAUCCUGGAUCCCAAUGCUUGAGCGGCGACGAGGACUCCGUCAACAGAUGGGCCUGGGAGGUCGUUCUGGAGAAACCAUCUCUGGGGACCACUGGCACCUUCUAUACGAACUACACCUGCGAGGAUAGCUAUGGCCUUAUCGACACGGCAAACCGUGAGGUGAUUAUACGCGAUGUGCCAUCCAUCACAUUGAUCGGGCCAACGCCGUUUGUGUUACUCAAGGAUGAUACCUUUUCCGAUCCACAGGCCUGUUGUUUGGACUUUGCGGGGAACAGCCUCUCAGUGGUGUCCUUCCAGUCAGUCACCAGCGACGAAGGGGUCUACGAGACCAGUUACACCUGUGUGGACCCCUUGAUCAGCUACAUGGUCACCGCAAAUCGUCAAGUGGUUGUCAACACCGAGCCUGUUAUCGAGUUGCUGGGCGACAGCACGGUGAAGAUCACCAAGGGAACCGGAUAUGUGGAUGAUGGUAUAGUAUGUCAUGACGCUGAAGAUGGGCUCAUCACCAACAUUCGCCCGGACAAUGAAGAGAAGCCUGGAUCAAUUUGCAAAUGA
Molecule: messenger RNA, 1155 nt
Organism: Durusdinium trenchii
Lineage: Eukaryota; Dinophyceae; Suessiales; Symbiodiniaceae
Source: the annotation of a GenBank genome assembly